Molecule: messenger RNA, 1527 nt
Organism: Arxiozyma heterogenica
Lineage: Eukaryota; Fungi; Ascomycota; Saccharomycetes; Saccharomycetales; Saccharomycetaceae
Gene: NOP56
Product: snoRNP complex protein NOP56
Exons: 1
Coding region: 1-1527 (508 amino acids)
Cellular component (GO): small-subunit processome; box C/D methylation guide snoRNP complex
Molecular function (GO): snoRNA binding
Source: RefSeq, a predicted model, not a curated record
AUGGCUCCAAUUGAUUACUUAUUGUUUGAAGAACCAACUGGUUACGCUAUCUUCAAGGUAAAAUUACAACAAGACGAUAUUGGGUCCAGAUUGGCUGAAGUUCAGGAACAAAUUAAUGAUUUUGGCUCCUUCACUAAAUUGGUUGAAUUGGUGUCUUUUGCACCAUUCAAAGGUGCUGCUGAAGCACUAGAAAAUGCUAAUGAUAUUUCUGAGGGAUUAGUAUCUGAAAACUUAAAAGCUGUUUUAGAUUUGAAUUUGCCAAAGGCAUCCAAGGAUAAUGCUGUUACUCUUGGUAUCUCUGAUAAGAAUUUAGGUCCAUCUAUUAAGGAAAUUUUCCCAUAUGUUGACUGUAUUGCUAAUGAAUUGGCUCAAGAUCUUUUGCGUGGUAUUAGAUUACAUGGUGAAAAAUUAUUAAAGGGCCUACAAGCUGGUGACUUAGAUAGAGCUCAUUUAGGUUUAGGUCAUGCUUAUUCCAGAGCUAAGGUUAAGUUCUCUGUUCAAAAGAAUGAUAACCAUAUCAUCCAAUCUAUUGCCUUGUUAGAUCAAUUGGAUAAAGAUAUCAAUACAUUUGCCAUGAGAGUUAAAGAAUGGUAUGGCUGGCAUUUUCCAGAAUUAGCUAAAUUGGUUCCUGACAAUUACAACUUUGCUCGUCUUGUUCUUUUUAUUAAAAACAAGGCUUCUUUAAAUGACGAUUCUUUACACGAUUUGGCUGCCCUUUUGAAUGAAGAUGCAGGUAUUGCACAGAGAGUCAUUGAUAAUGCUCGUAUAUCUAUGGGUCAAGAUUUAUCUGAAACCGACAUGGAUAAUGUUUGUGUUUUUGCUCAAAGAGUUGUUUCAUUAAUUGAAUACAGAAGACAAUUAUAUGACUAUUUAUGUGAAAAGAUGCACACUGUGGCACCAAACUUAUCAGAAUUAAUUGGUGAAGUUAUUGGUGCCAGAUUAAUUUCACAUGCUGGUUCCCUAACUAAUUUAUCAAAACAGGCUGCUUCAACUGUUCAAAUUUUAGGUGCUGAAAAGGCUCUAUUUAGAGCUUUAAAGACAAAGGGUAACACUCCAAAAUAUGGGUUGAUUUACAACAGUGGUUUUAUUGCCAAAGCCUCACCAAAGAAUAAAGGUAGAAUCUCUAGAUAUUUGGCUAACAAAUGUUCUAUUGCUUCUAGGAUUGACAAUUAUUCUGAUGAACCAACUAAUGUAUUUGGUGCUGUAUUAAAAAAACAAGUUGAACAAAGACUAGAAUUUUACAGUACUGGUAAACCAACAUUAAAGAAUGAAUCUGCAAUCAAAGAAGCCAUGGAUUUAUAUAACAAGGAUAAACCAACAGAUCUUCCUUCUGAAGAAAAGAAGGAUAAGAAAAGAAAAUUAGAAGUUGACGAAGGUGAAGAAGAAAAACCAAAGAAGACUAAGAAGGAAAAGAAGGAAAAGAAGGAAAAGAAAGAGAAGAAAGAGAAGAAAGGGAAGAAAGAGAAGAAGGAAAAGAAAGAAAAGAAAGAAAAGAAGGAUAAAAAGGAAAAGAAAAGUAAGAAAUAA